AUGAAGGAACAGCGGACCAUCAACAGACAGGAGGGACGAAUCUGGCGUUCUUUGUAUCCAUUUCAUGCCAAUGACAGUCUAGGUGGCGAAAGUUUGUCACUUGGACAGAUGCAAACAUACGAACAACGCAAAGAGGCAAGAUGCGGUCAUAACUGGCAGAAAAGUUAUAAAAAACUUCACCAGGACAUUCUUCAGGCACGGCGCCCGCAAAAGUUUAUCGUGUUCACGUGCAAAGAAGAAGGAUACGGGUGCGGGGGUUAUGGAAAUAGACUUGGAGGAAUUACUUCACUUUUAUUUCUCUCUAUCUUGACACAAAGAGCACUUUUGAUAGACUGGGAUCAUGGAGCCCCGCUUGAACGUUUCCUUGUCCCAAAAGGUGUUCAGUGGAACUAUUCUAUGGAGAAUUUAAAACAUUUCGACUCAAGGAUACAUUAUUUAGGAAAAAAAGAACAUUUCAAGAAGACUCGAAGUGAUGUUUUGAAGCCGUGGAAAACAAAACUAGAUUUUCAAGCGUGGCUGCGGCAGGCAGACCUCUCAUCGUAUUUCGAUCACCCCGUCGAGAAGAUUGUCAGCAAUUGGAAUUUUGCAAACGCCUUGUUGGAAAAGCCUUUCCUUGAGAAAAACGUAAAUGAAUUGCCAAGAAAAACCAACAACUCCUUGGUAGGGUGUGCUUUCGAUUUCCUCUUUCUCAAGUCUAAAGAGCUAGAAACCAGGCUAAGUGCAGCUCGACACUCACUCGGUCUCACAAAGAAAGUUUUAAAAGUGGGAUUUCAUAUAAGAAUGGGCGAUGUGGCUCUCCACAGAGGUUCAAACUCCAACAACCUUAAUUACAGGGCCUUUUUCCGUUGUGCACAAAAUCUUAGAGACGCCCUAGCACAGCAAACAAGAGGUUUUCAAACGGACAUCAAAUUGUUUCUAAUUUUUCGGGACAACCUGGACGAUAUUUUCGUGGUGAACAUGUUGGCUGAAUGA
This is a messenger RNA of Pocillopora damicornis (cauliflower coral), 972 nucleotides long. RefSeq lists its product as uncharacterized. The record is from RefSeq and is a predicted model, not a curated record. Gene Ontology annotation, molecular function: alpha-(1->6)-fucosyltransferase activity. NCBI's taxonomy places the organism in Eukaryota, Metazoa, Cnidaria, Anthozoa, Scleractinia, Pocilloporidae. Gene Ontology annotation, biological process: protein N-linked glycosylation.